Molecule: messenger RNA, 2391 nt
Organism: Schistosoma turkestanicum
Lineage: Eukaryota; Metazoa; Platyhelminthes; Trematoda; Strigeidida; Schistosomatidae
Source: the annotation of a GenBank genome assembly
UGUACACUGCUGUAGGAUAACGAUGACGACACCAUUGAUCAAUUCAUCAUUUCUAUGGACUAUGUAUAUGAUCUUCUCUUUUUGUUUUUUACUUACUAACAGAAAUGAUAACAUGGAUGAUGAUUUUAUGCCACCAUUUUUUCCUGUUUCAUCUGUCACUGGUCAAGGUAUUGAUAAUUUAAUACAUUUUUUAAGUCAAUUAAGUUGUUUAAAUCACCCGUCGAUGACGCCAUCACCUUCACCAUUGUCAUCCACCUCGAAUUUAUUUGAAUCAUUAAAUGAUAAACAUCAGAAAUAUCAACAAUUUGUAGAUUGGAACAAUAUUUCCAAUAAGAAAUCCAAUCAAUCUACUCGUAUAUUCAGUAAAAUUAUUGAACGAAUAAAUUUAAUGAAACAGCAACAGUCGUAUAAUGGUACGCUGGUUUGGAUAAAUCAAGUAUUUACACAAAUACCCGGUGUAUUGAAUCCAGUCAUAGUUGGACGUGUACAAUUUGGUCAAUUAUUUAAUUAUCAAAUUCUAUGGCUUGGACCAGAUCAAUUUGGUGAUUUUUAUCCAGUUCAAAUUGUUAGUUUAAUGCAUCAUCGUCAAUUGCACGAAAUUGUCUAUGCUGGUCAAUCAGUAUCAAUGGAAGUGUAUUUUUUACCGAAAUCAUGGAAUACUAUGAAUGAGAAACAACGUCAGUUGAUAUUGCAUAAUAUCUCUUCAUCGAUUACGUCAUCACCAGCAUCGUACAGUGCAAUAAAUCAUUGUAAAAAAUCAUUGACUUCACUGUUUGACAAUGAUGUUGAGCAUACCAAUGAGAAUGAAGAGAUUAUUCCACAUGAUCAUAAUCAUGAUGUGAAUAGUUUAUCCGUGACAUCAUCAUCAUCAUCGUCCUCCUCAUCAUCAUCAACGACAGCCAACACAACAACAGCAGUUGAUAUUUAUCAAUUCUAUUCACCAAUUAAAAUACGUCGUGGUAUGAUUCUACUCACUUAUCCCAUGUUAUUAUCCACUUACAACACAGUAUCAUCGCCGGCAGCUCCAUCCGAUAGGAUCGACAACACUACCGCCGCUGCUACUGCAUUAUCGCCACAGCCGUCACCAUCAUGGCAUGAACAAUCGUCGUCGUUGUUGUUGACAGGGAACCAACAUCAUGAUUCGAUUCAAUUCACUGUAGUAUGGACAGUGAAAUUACAGUUGAUGCCUCGUCGUUUACCAAUUGUUUCAUUUAAAUUAGGCAAUCCACCAGUGAUAUUAACACCGAUUCCAUUGAUUGGUCAACGUGUUAAUAUUUAUGCUGGUUGUAUAUGUCAAACUGGUAUUAUACUGGAGAGUAAUACUGAUAAUGACGAGAAUCAUAGUAGUAGUAAAUAUCAACAAUGUGAAUCUGAGCAAAAGUCUACUACUGCAACUAAUACUACUAAUCAUGAUGACGGCAGUGAUGUUAGUAAUAAGACUCAUUUAAACAAUCCCACAUAUAUUUUAUUACGUUUUACACGUCAUCCAGAAUUAGUUGAAAUCGGUCGACAAUUUAUAUUAACAUGGAAUGGAAAUUUAAAAGCUAUCGGUUAUGCAAUUGAAUUGAUUGAUCCUGUAAAACAACAACAACAAUAUUAUCAUUGUACAUUGAAUGACACUACUAAUACUACUACUGAUACUACUAAUAAUACUACUAACACUAGUAGUACUAGUAGUACUGCUAUUGCUAUAAAUGAUUCAAUGUCGAAUACAACAACAACAACCAUUGAUUCAACAAUUUGUUGGAAAAAUUAUUAUAAACAAAAUUAUUCCAUGUCAUUUAAUGAAAAAGAUCAUCAUCCUAAUGACGAUGACUGUUGGUCAUUUGAUUGUAGCAACAAUACUAGUAGUGGUGGUGGUGGUACUUUGUUUAAAUAUCAACCGAAUUCAAUCAAUGCAUUCAAUGAUCAAUGUAGCAAUUUAUCGUCAUCGUUGCCAUCAGCAACAACAACAACAACACUAGCAUCCAUGAUGGAAUGUUAUGAAGAGUUGAGUAAUCGUGAAAAUACCGAUAUGAUGAAUGAACAUUUUUUAAACAAAGUGACGUCAUCAUCAUCGAUGAUGAGGAUGAUGAAUUCAUUGUCCAAUAUGGAAUCGAUGCGACAAGAUCACAACAAUGUUGAUAUUGAUCAUAAUAACACAAACAACAUAGAAGAUAACAUUAAUGCUGAAACAAUGUCGUCAGUAACGUCAACCACGACAACAACAUCGACACUGUCAAAUCAUAAAAAUAAAACGAAACGUCGACGUCAUCGUCAUCGUGGACAUCAUCGACAUAAACUGAAAAAGCAACAACAUUCAUGAAAAAACAUUGCGAAACAGAGAGAAAAGAUUUUUACAUGUACCUACCUACCUACACGUUGUUGUUGUUGUGGCUUUUUGUAUACACA